AUGUUGAACAACAACCGAGAUUCAUCCGUGUCGGGAAACAACAAACAUGUUUCUUCUUCUCUUCAACACCAAAAUCAUCAUCAAUCAGAGAAAACGACCUUCUCCUAUAGCCAUGUUUUGGUGGUCCUUGAGAAGGAGUUUCCUGCAUUGAAGGAAGAGGUGAAUUCGUUCAAAAAGAAGAUAGCUAACUCAUCGGACACGGAUCCAUACAUCAUCAAAAGUAUCCAAACUUUUUUAAUAUCUCUAUUUAUUAAACCCAACUAUACAUAUACUGUUGCGAGAGUGUGCAAACCAAUUUUGCCCCUUUUGGUUGCUCAAAUCAUGGAAAAGUUGUACAAAUCAGUUGAAAAAAGCAGCACUACUAAUAAUUCAUCAGAACAUUACGACACAAUUAAUGCAGUGAGCAAAAUACUGCCUUUAUACCCUCAAUUUAAAACUUUUAUCAAACAAUAUUUCAAGAAUAGACCUUCACUCAUAGAGUCUAUUGUCAACAACAAUCUAGAAGAUAAGAUUGAGCAACAGAAACUUUUGACACUUUUAGAAAUUACGUAUCGUUUAUUAAUUUGUGCACCAGCCGAUUUUUGUAAACUUUGGAAUUGGGCACCGUUUUUCUCACUGCUAAAGCACAAAAAUAAGGAAAUUCGAUCAAUGACAUCUAAAUGUGUUUCGAUACUGCUAGAGCUUGAUGACACAUUUUUCAAUUCAAAAUUUGAAAAUCUUCAAGAAUAUGUCUUGCAAGAAAUUGAAUCAGAAGAAAAGAUGCAUCUUGAAAAUACUCUUUCGUUCUAUGACGACACUGAAACAUCAAACAUGGAGACUAUAUCAUCAGAUUCCAGAGAAAAGCUUGUAAUUUCUCACAAGAGUGAAACCAUGGUUAAUGUUUGUGGAGUAUGGCUUCACAAAAACCUUAGAGAAGUUCACUCCUCACAACAAAAUAUCUCGUCAGAUAAGACAAAACUCAUAUUCACCAACACAGCAUUCGACAAUAUGCGCUCUCUUGCUCUGGCGGUUUCUCAAGAAAAACCAGUACUUGUAGAAGGAAUUAUCGGUUCUGGUAAAACUGUUUUUGUUGAAGAGUUGGCAAGAAUUACGGGAAACACUGAUCUCAUCAAAGUGAAUUUGGAUGAAUCAUUCGAUAGCAAGGACCUGUUGGGUACUUAUGUUUGCACAGAUGUUCCUGGAGAAUUUAGAUGGCAGCCAGGUGCCCUUACAAAAGCUGUUCUUGAAGGUAGAUGGAUUCUCAUUGAAGAUAUUGAUUUAGCUCCUUUUGAUAUCAUAUCUUCCAUUAUUUCACUUGUGGAAUCAGGAAAUUUAUUCCUUCCAUCAAGAGAUGAAGUGAUACCUGCUGCUACUGGAUUCCAACUUUUUGCUACACAAAGUUUAAUGGAAUCGUUAUCGGGAAUGGCUACUCGACAACGUGUGUUGCCCAUGUCAAAUUUAUGGACAAAGGUGAUGAUUAACAAAUUGCCAUCGAAAGAAAUUGAACAUAUUCUCAAGUCCAAAUUUAAAUCCAUCCAGCAGCUUGUUCCUAAAUUCAUUGAAACAUAUGAUGCUCUGAGAGGAGUCAAUCUUUCUUCUUUUUCAGACAGCACUGAUGGAGAACAAAAGCAACAAGCAAGCAGUACUAAGGAAUCGACACAACUCAAAAGCUUUGGAAGGCUAUUUUCAUUCAGGGAUUUAUUGAAAUGGUGCGAACGAGUGCAACGAUUUUAUGGUCACAAGAUUCAAAAGAAUGAAAAUUAUGUGCUAAGCCAAAUUAAGAGAGAUAUUUUCCACGAAGCCAUCGAUGUGUUUUGUGGAAUGAUUGCAAAGAAGGACAUUUAUGACUCUGUUGUACAUACAUUAGCUCUAGUUUGGGAAAUUUACAAUUUUGAAGAUUAUUUGAGGACCUACAAACCCCAAUUACAGGAGGAACGAGGGGUUGUGACUGUAGGUAGAGUAACACUCGAGAGAGAUGAAAAGAACUUGGGAGAAUUGUUACACAAAGGAAGUACUUUUGCUCACACUAAACAAAGCUUGAAAAUGAUGGAAAGAAUUGGAGCUUGUAUCAAGAUGAAUGAGCCAGUGUUGUUAACAGGUGAGACUGGUGUUGGUAAAACAACAGCUGUUCAAUAUUUGGCAACUUUGAUGGGUAAAAAGCUUCUUGUACAUAACUUGAAUCAGCAAACAGAUAGUGCUGACUUUAUUGGAGGGUACAAACCUGUAGAUUUGAAAAUUCUUGCUGCUUCUGUGAAAAGUAAUUUUGAGCAAUUAUUUUCCGUUACCUUUCCCUCAAAAGAGAAUGAAAGCACUUUGAAUAAGGUCAGAGAUUUGUACUCUAAAAAGAACUGGGUUCAAUUUGUAAUGCUCCUCAACAAGAUCAUUGAAUUGGCAGAACAAAAGCUGAAUAAGAUGGAAGAUGACUCGACUGAAAAGACAGAACCAUCCGAAGAAUCGUCAAAGAAGCGAAAAAAGUCACAAGCUGCCUCUUCAUCAAAUUCUGGAACCAAGAAGCAAAAAACGGAGAAAACAUUCACGUUGAAACAAUACUGGGCUAAAUUUAAGGAAAGCGUUGAUCGGUUUAAUCAUCAACAAAUACUAGUUCAAAAUAGUUUUGCAUUCUCUUUUGUGGAGGGUACGCUCGUAAAGGCAUUGAAAGAGGGACACUGGAUUUUGCUCGACGAAAUUAACUUGGCUUCUACUGAAACCUUGGAACGUCUUUCCAGUUUGUUGGAAGGAGAGGAAGGUACUCUUUUCAUCACUGAGAAGGGAGACACAGAACCAAUUAAGAGACAUCCCAACUUUAGAAUCUUUGCUUGCAUGAAUCCUCCAACAGAUAUUGGCAAGAAAAACUUACCGCCUGGAUUACGAAAUAGAUUCUCUGAAUUCUAUGUUCAUGAAUUGACUGAUAAGGAUGAUUUGAAAAUUGUUGUGUCGAGAUACCUCGCAAACAUUCCUCAUCCACCUGUUGACGAUAUUGUGAAUUUCUAUUUGGACGUCAGAAAGAGAUCAGAGGCAGAGUUAUCUGAUGGAGCCUCUCAAAGACCACACUACAGUUUGCGUACCUUAACACGAAGUUUGGAUUAUACAGUGAUGGUUCUUAAAGAUUAUGGUCUUGAAAGAGCACUCUAUGAAGGAUUCUCAAUGGGGUUCUUAACCUUAUUGAGUGCCUCUUGUUGCUCGACUGUGGAAAAACUCAUUCGAAGCACCUUCUUUAAGAACAAGAAUGUUGAUAAUUCUCUCAAUCAAGCACCAGCCAAACCAACAAGUGGUGACUUUGUCUUGUUCAAACAUUUCUGGCUUCAACAAGGUCAAUUCAAACCUGAACAACCCUCCGAUUUUAUCAUUACAGAGUCCGUUGAAGAAAAUUUGAAAAAUCUUGCGAGAGCCAUCAAGACUAACAAAUAUCCUGUGUUGCUACAAGGACCAACCUCGGCUGGUAAGACUAGUAUGGUUCAAUAUCUCGCCAAAGUUACAGGACACAAGUUUGUGAGAAUUAACAAUCACGAAAGUACCGAUCUUCAAGAAUAUUUUGGUACCUACAUUACCAAUGCACAAGGUAAAUUGGUUUUCCAAGAAGGUAUUCUUGUAGAAGCCGUUCGAAAUGGUUAUUGGCUAGUGUUAGACGAAUUGAAUUUAGCUCCUUCUGAUAUUCUUGAAGCUCUCAACCGAUUGUUAGACGACAAUCGAGAAUUGUUCAUACCAGAGACACAAGAAACGGUCAAACCUCAUCCUCAUUUCCAAUUAUUUGCAACUCAAAACCCACCUGGAUUGUAUGGUGGUAGAAAGGUGUUAUCUCGUGCCUUCAGAAAUAGAUUUUUGGAGCUGCAUGUCGAUGAAAUUCCAAGACCAGAAUUAAUUACAAUUCUUCACAAGAGAUGUCAAAUUUCUAAUCAACAUGCUACCAAGCUAGUCAAUGUCAUGAGAGAACUCCAACAAAGAAGACAGAGUAGUAAGAUCUUUGCUGGUAAAAGCAACAUUACUCCAAGAGAUUUAUUCAGAUGGGCCGAACGUAUGAAUGGAGCUGUAGACAAUAUUAACUACAAUCAAAAUGCUGCAGAGGAAGGUUACAUGCUUUUGGCUGAGAGACUUCGAAGAGAUGAAGAGAAACAAAUUGUGCAAGAAAUUUUAGAAAAAGUAUUCAAGACAAAGAUUGAUCUGGAAGCCAUGUACAAUCCAAAAGAAUUGCAAGAUGUCUCUGUUGCAGGAAGCAAUAUUGUUUGGACCAAGACCAUGAAGAGAAUGUAUGUCCUGGUUGGAAAGUGUCUCAAGUUCAAAGAGCCAGCAUUAUUAGUCGGUGAUACGGGUACAGGUAAAACAACCGUGUGUCAAAUCUAUGCUGAUAUUUAUGAAAGACAUUUGAGAAUUCUCAACUGCCAUCAACAUACUGAGACGAGUGACAUUCUUGGUUCUCUACGACCUGUAAGAGGUAGAGAAAAACUCAAAGCAGAACUUGAACAAAUGAUUCAAGACUUUAUCAAUGUUGCUCAUACCAAAUUUUCUCUGGACAUCAAUUUUGGCAAUGAGACAAAUAUCAGCAAGAAGGUUAAGAGACUUGAAGACAUUUGUAAAAAACUUGCUAAGGAAAGAAAACAAGUUGAGCCUCAAAAGAAGAAGCAAAAGAAUGACUUCAAAGAAAAGGAGCUUUUAGAAAAGCAAUUAAUAAUCAGAGAAACCUAUCAAAAGUGGAAAGCUCUUUUCACUUGGUAUGAUGGUCCUCUUGUUCAAGCCAUGAAGAGUGGCGAUAUUUUCCUCAUUGAUGAAAUUUCACUUGCUGAGGAUGCUGUUUUGGAACGUCUGAACAGUGUUUUGGAGCCUUCACGAGAAUUAACUCUUCCUGAGAGAGGUUCCGAAAAAGUUGAACAUAUUGUUGCGAAUGAGAAUUUCAGAAUUUUGGCUACAAUGAAUCCUGGUGGUGAUUUUGGUAAACGAGAAUUAUCACCUGCUCUCCGAAAUCGUUUUACUGAAAUUUAUGUUCCAAGUUUAUCAGUUUCUGAGGAUUUGGCCAUUAUUGUCGCCAGUAGACUCCAUGCAAGCAUCAAGUCUUUCAAUAUUCGGAUGGUUGAAUUUGUUCAAUUCUUUAGAUCCAAACGUACCAAACGUCUAUUGAGUGUGAGAGACGUGAUAUCUUGGGUGGAUUUCAUGAAUAUGUCAGUUACAAAGCUAGAUAUGGACACGUAUGGAGCCUAUUUGCAUGGUGUGGAUACAGUCAUUUUGGAAAGUAUUGGUGUUGGUACCGAUGCCUCAGCCCGUAAUCGACAAGUCUUACGAACGGAAUGUUUCAAUUUCUUACUAGACAAGUUGGAACAUGAGAAGGUUCUCUCGAGUGAGCAAUUCAGCUACUACAAGGAUGUUUUCCUUAAUGAGAAUUAUACAGCCAUUAGAUCUACCAAGACGAAAGAAAGCGCCGACUACUUUGGAUAUCAUCCAUUCUUUAUCAAGUGUGGUCCUAACAUGGAACGAAAAAUUGUCUAUGCAUUGGAUGCACCUACGACAGGUAGAAAUGUCAUGAAAGUGUUGCGAGCUAUGCAACUCAAAAAACCCCUACUGCUCGAAGGUAGUCCUGGAGUUGGUAAAACAAGUCUCAUCUCUGCCAUUGCUAAAGCCUCUGGACACAAUAUUGUUCGAAUUAACCUCAGUGAGCAAACCGAUAUGAUGGAUUUGCUUGGAACGGAUUUACCUGUGGAGGGAAGUUCAGGAGGUCAAUUCCGUUGGUGUGAUGGUAUUUUCCUGAGAGCACUUCGAAAUGGUGAUUGGGUAUUGUUGGAUGAGUUGAAUUUGGCUUCUCAAUCGGUUCUAGAAGGUUUGAACUCUAUUUUGGAUCAUCGUGCUGAAAUUUACAUUCCUGAGAUUAAUGAAGUUGUCAAAUGCCCAGAAGGAUUCAGAAUUUUUGCAUGCCAAAAUCCUCUCCAGCAAGGAGGUGGAAGAAAAGGUCUACCAAAAUCGUUCCUCAAUCGUUUCACUCAAGUGUAUGUGGAUGAAUUGCGACCUGAAGAUUUGACAUUUAUUCUUCGUUCUAUUCAUGAUGAUAUUGGUGAGGACAAUAUCAAGCUCAUGAUUGACUUUAACAGAAGAAUGCACAAGGAAACAAUGGAACUAUACCGAUUUGGUAGAAAAGGAAGCCCUUGGGAAUUCAACUUGAGAGAUGUUUUCAGAUGGUGUGAACUCUUGAAGAAAGAGCAAGAGCUUAACAAGAAGAACAAUGAAUCAUUCAAGUAUGAUCCAAUGAGAUUCGUUGAUUGCAUGUAUCGUCAAAGAAUGAGAACUCGAGAGGAUCGUCAAUAUGUUGAAAAGAUAUUUACAGAACUUUCUGGAAAAGAAUUCCCAUCAGAAACCUAUCCCACUUAUACUCUUUCUCCAGACGCUAUACAAAUUGGUUCUUCUAUUUUGCUGAAGAACAAUUCAUUUGAUGACAGUGAUAAGGACAAUCAUGCCCCAAGUACUACAACCUCAAAGGACUUGAUCUUACUACAAUCAUUCUUGAACCCUCUUGAGAAUAUUAUGAAGUGUAUUGAGAUGAACUAUUUAACGAUCAUUAAUGGACCUUCUGCAUGUGGUAAAUCCUCAAUUGUCAGACUCAUUGCACAAAUGACUGGUAACAAGUUGAAUGAAUUCUCAAUGAGCAGUUCAACGGAUACUGUCGAAUUGUUGGGAGGAUUUGAACAAGUAGAUCCCAUCCAAAAGGUUAAAAAGGUUGCGACUGCUAUCAAACUCAAGAUUGAUGAACUUGCAAGAAUCUCAUUCUUGAAUGAUGAGAAACGAAACUUUGAUGCUGUAAAGCAACUUUAUAAUCAAUGGACAGCCUAUGAAGCAACCUCUAAACAGGAUUCCACAUUCUCAGGAAUUGAUCAACUCAAGAAAAAUUUAAGCAAAUUGCUAGAGAUGGGUGUGAAGGGAAGAUUUGAAUGGAAUGAUGGUGUGUUGAUUCGAUCGUUGGAAGCAGGUAAUUGGCUUCUUAUUGACAAUGUUAAUUUUUGCAAUCCAACCGUUUUGGAUAGAUUGAACUCAUUAUUUGAACCCGAUGGUGUGCUUGUUGUCAAUGAAAGAGGACUUGUGGAUGGUGAGAUUCGUAUUGUCAAACCUCAUCCUCACUUUAGAAUCUUUAUGGUAAUGGAUCCAAAGUAUGGAGAAAUUUCUAGAGCCAUGAGAAAUAGAGGAUUGGAGAUUGCCAUGUUUCCAAUUGCAAUUCCAUCCCAAGAUGCGUUCACAUUGUUGGCAAAUCAUGGAAUACCCUCUUCACAUUUAUGUAAUGUCAUGAUGGAUUACCAUGCACGAUUCACUUCAAAGAUCUUCCUUCCUGAAGAAGAUCGACCAACCGUUCGUGACUUGUUAAGAUGUGCUGAAGUAUUCAACUCUGAAGUGAAACAAGGUCUUAAUAUUACCAACGCGUUUAGAGCAGCAGCUUCUAGCGUAUACAUUAGAAGUAGAUGCUCUGCUAAAGCUGCAAAAGAAAUUGCUGAAAGAGAGUUGGAAGAAUGCAUUCUUGUAUUGCCAAGAAAUGAUCCUAGCUUCCCAUCGACAUUUGUUGCUUGCAAUGCUUUCAAGUGUGAUAAAUCAGUCUUUAGAAAUGUGUUUAGACAAGCAGCACGACUGUACGACAUGAUCAGAACCUAUUUGAGUACAUGUAUGACUGAAAAGGUGGAUCAAAACGAUAGUACAAAGAGCAUUCUUGAUGGUUUGCAAUGGAAGAUUUUAAUGGCCGACCUACCACCUCAGUUCUUACAAUCAAACGACAUCCAACGAACGAUCGCAAGUACAAUUAUGGACACAUCCGAACGAUCUAUUUCUAAUCUAGUCAAUGACAUGCAAUAUGCACUUGAAUACUUUAUUGAUGUGAGCUCUCUCAAGGAUAUUGAUAUUAGAUCCAUAUGGUUACAAAGAAUUCACAAACUUUGUAAAUCUGACAAAAUUCUCGAUGAAUUGCUCACAAAAGGAUUGGAGCUUCUCAACAAGCACAAGAACAGCGACUUCUCCAAGAAGAUUCAAAAAGUGUUCAAAGAUAUCUCUUUGGCUGUUACUAGCAAGUAUGCAGAUAUCAUUGCUUCUCAACCUCUGAAUUUAAAGUAUAGCCAACAAUUAUACUCUCGUCUUGUCUACUUGGGACUUGUUACUGAUGAAGAUAAUCAUUUAUUUGAGGCUGCAAGUUUGUUAACCUCUCAACAAAAACGAAAGUACGAAGAAGAGCAAGCAAUAGCUGGAGAGUUUACGGGUUCUAUUGUGGAGAACAAGUCCUCACUGCUUCAUCUUUCAUACUAUUAUCACAUUAAUCCAAAGUAUAGAGGAUCAGCUCCAAACAGAGUUGUAGUUCAUCUCUACACUCUUUUCACUCAAAUUGAUGGGUUUAUGAACAGCAUGAUGAAUGCGUCUAUUGAAGACUCGGUGUGUGAUUUGAAUGAAGUCAGAGCUCUGUUGAGAUGUCGAGACAAAUUGUGGUUCUAUCUUUCUCAUACUGUAGAGCUAACUGAAGAAUUCUUUAUUUAUUGGAAUUGGUUGGCCAAAGAAUUCCUAAAAUUGAAAGUGAAAAAACCCAAGCUCAAAAAACCAUCCAAGAAGAACACUGAAUCUCCUUACGAGCUUUACGAACAAUUAUGUACAUUUAUGGGUGAAAUUGAUAGUUUAGUCAUUAAUAACUUCAAUAGCGCAGGAAAGAAGAAUACCCUGUACAAAAAUUGUGGAAAGCCAACUAUUUCUGUUUCUCAAGAAUUGAAGCAACUGGAAGAUGUGAUUCAACAAUUUUUGACAUCCACAUCAGCACACACAGAAAGUCGAGAACUCAAAGAACUCCUUUUCAAAGCAAUGAGCACUGUAAAAUUACUGCAACAAAAUCCUCAACAUCCAGACUAUGACAAAUUGUUGCACUAUGUGAGAAGUGUUCCAACUCUUCUUGAGAAAUCAAAGCCAAAGGAGCAAGAACUUUCUGAAGAUAUUCAUACUCCUUACAAAGAAUUGAGUAACAAGUCUGAGCAAGAGCUUGUGAUGGAUGCUAUUUUCCAUGACAUUGCUGAAUUCACUGCUCCAGAUAAGAAACGUGUUAAUGCUGCCUCACUGCAUUCGACAAAGGCGAUCUCUCCACUUUUUGAUUACAAGAGUAUGCACAAGGAAAUGAAUGUCAUUAUGUUAUUCUCAAAGAUUGGAUAUCUUUGUAAGAGAUUGGAUGCUUCUACAGAUGUCACAGAGGUCAAGCGACUGUUGAACUCUGUUGUGUUCCAGUCAAGACAUCUAGUUGACUUCAUUUUGGAGAAUUGUUCUCGUGGACCAUUUGAUAUGGUUCCUUAUCAAAUGUUGUUAUGGAAAGCAGGAAAUUUGGAUGCUCUUUCAAUGGAAGAAUUGAAGCAAUUUGCAUCUUCCAUUCCUGCAUUGCUGCAUUAUGUUUAUAUUUAUUGGAACGAGAGAGUGUGGAAUAACACGUAUAACAAUUCAAUGUUUGAUGUGUCCAAAUCUGAUGAAAGUCUGACACGAGAUGAUUUGAUUGGACCAAAUAGAUUAUUCCAAGACGUAAACUCUGUUCAUAUCUUGAAGCUGUUGAGUGGAUGGGAAAACAUUCCAAUCAGAUCUAGACAUAUCAAGAUUGAUCAACUGAAGAAGGUCAUUCAAUUUAUUUGCACCAAUGUAGACAAUGUCCAAGCUGAGGAAAUUGAUUGGUCCAAUCUCACUUACUUGUACUGUGACACUUUGUUGAGCUUCAAGAAGACCUUGACGUCUCAAGCACUUGCAGAACUGAUAGAACUCACAGACUCGUUAUGCACAACAAAGGACAUCAAUGUUAAAAGCUUGGAAACUAUUCUUGAAAGUUCAAAUGAUUCCAGACUCAAACACAAGAAGAAUGAUGUUAUUUCUAUUUGCAAGCUUAUUUGCAUCAAAGAGUCAGACAAAAAUAAGGAUCUUGUUAAUCGUGGUUUGGCAUGGCUCAAAUUGGGCGAACUUCGUAUGUCAUUGUUUAUUCCUGCCAAUGCCUUGGAUCCAACUCUCAAAUAUGCAAUUUAUGACAAACAUUUGAAGGAAGAUGUGGACAUGCUGAAUAACAAGCUUCAAGUAAUCACUUCCAUUGAAAAAUUCAUUACUGGAAGCGAUAACAGCUUCAUCACAAGCAAGAUUGAACAAGAUUUGUCUCACAUUCAAGUCAUGAUGGACAAAAUCACUCCAAAGGUCAUUCACAGACCAUCCACAAUUUCUUUCAUUGACUUGUAUCGCGAAAUGAAGACUCUAGUCGAUCAACAAGAAGUCUUACGAACUCUCUCCAAUAACUUGUUGAAAUAUUUCGAAAGAAGCAAUGACAGUAGCAACACUGAAGAAAACGAACAAGUCGAACUAAUCACCAAAGAAGAUUCCUAUCAAUCCAAUACUCAAAGUUUAAUCAAGACUAAGAUUUUGAAGAAUGAAUUUGGCUUUGAAGAUUUGGCAAUUCCAUUUGCUUCAUGUGCCUACCAUAUCAAGUAUGGCUUGAGAUUGUUGUGUUACGGAUCUCUUGCACAGAAAGACAAGACUGAACAAAAUACUGUGAAUCAAAUUCUGAAUCAUUUGCUUUCCUUCCCUUCAUGUAACUCGGUGCAGACCAUUGAAUCGGACUUGGAAGUUGUUCGUAAAUGGUUAAAAUCCAUUGAGAACUCUCCAACUGUACAUCUCAAAUGCAAGCAAUAUGAAACAGCAACCAAAGUACUUCGUGUCCUCAUGUCUAGAUGUCUGUUAAUUACUGUUUCUCAAACCUCAAGUCAAGAGAAAACCAUUGAAAAUCUUACAUUAUUGAAUCAAGUGUUCUCCAUGUAUUCAAACGUAUUUGAAACUGUGGAAGAUGAAUUAGAAAAGAAAAAGCAAGAAGAGGACAGUUUCUAUAAAUUCCGAGAGAAGAAGACGGUCAUUGAAACGGAUGAAGAGAUAUUAGAGGAAGAAAUGGAAUCCAUGUUCCCAACCUAUGCCGAAGAUUAUUCGGUCUUUGUUGAAAAGCCAGAACAACACGCGUUGAAACAAAAUCUUGGUGAAAAGAGAGAAUCCUUAAACUCUGAAAUGUCACUGUUAGAAAAAGUGAAUAAGGUCAUUCAUGACGAGAAGGAGAUUGAUUAUCUCGUUGAAACACACAAAGACAUUUUCAGUUUUAUUUCAUUGAGCGGAGCUGCUUUGAACCGUAAUGGAAGACCCGUUCAAGUAAUUGAGAAUAUUAGAAACAAAAUGUUUGAUGAGUCUUUCAAUGUAGCUGUUCAUAUCAUUAACACCUUGAAUGGAAAGUAUCAAAUUGAUAUGAAAUCUUCAGGCUAUUUACCUUUGGUGUUGUUUGGAAGUCGAGCUCUCAACAAUUUAUGGGUCAAAGUAGAUCAUUCAAAGGAAGCCAAGUUAAAAGCAUACAGCGAAGUGUAUACCGAUCCAAAUAUUCCAGAAAUAACUCUAGCUUUUAGUACUCUUUUCAGCAUGCUUCAACGAUUGAACUUCCUCAUUAAGAAAUAUAGCACUGAGGAGCAGAAGGGACAUCCAGUGCUCGUAGAGAUGGUUAAAAUUAUUGAACAUAUUUUGAACCAACCUAUUACUAGUCCUAUUAUUAAGAUUUUGACUGGAUUAGAAUUGCUUUUGAUUAAGGCAGGAGAAUGGGAAGAAUAUCUCACUGCACACGUCAACUCAUUGAAGGAAGAAAUUAGAAAGCUUUCAGCUCUCAUUGUUCGAUGGAGAAGAAUGGAGUUGGAAAAUUGGAAGGGAAUUUAUGACUUGAAGACAAGAGAAUAUAAGAACAAAUCCAUCAAUUGGUGGUUCAGAUUCUACACUUUGAUUUGUAAUAGCGAUUUCAAUCAAGUAGAUAUCAACAAGACCAUUGAAGAGUUCUUCAGUAUUUGUGACGAUUUUAUUAGAACAUCUACUAUUGGUGAUUUCGAAUAUCGUCUCGGUUUGCUCAACAACUUUAAUCAACAUUUGACGGCUGAAAUUGAGAGAAAGUACUGUGAGGACAUUGAAACUAGAACCAAGAUUAGAGAUAUUAUUCACAACAUGUACAGAUAUUACUCUCAAUUCAUUCCAAAACUCAUGGAGAGACUGGAACAAGAGAAGAAACCACUCGAAGAAAAACUGCGAGAUUUCAUUACAUUGACCAAGUGGGAAGAUGUCAACAUUGAUGCCAUUCGAUUCACAACCAAGAAGUCGAGAAGAGCUCUUGCCAAAUUCUCAAAAGGUUUUGGUGAAGUUUUGGUGAAACAAGCAAGAGACUUGUGGGAUAAGUAUGAUGAACUCGCUGCGGCCACUGAAACUCUACAAGUCAAGGACAAGAAAACAAAGAAAAAGUCUAAAAAGAAGCAACUCAAUGACUCUGUUGAACCUAAUGACGUGAUUCAAAGAUAUUUAAACAAGACCAAGAGUGUCGUUCACUCUGAUGAAGCCAUCAAGAAUUUGGUUUCCUUCACAAAGAAGGACAAGCAAUUGAUGAAGACUAUUGAGACUGAAUUCCUUGACGAGUCCACAUCAAAGAAUAUGAUUGAUCGUCUACCAGUGAUACAUGAUUUGGUUGGUAAGAACUUUGUGAGUCAUGUCCUCAAGACCUCUCUUUCUAAAGAGUAUGAUGCAGUGGUGAACAAUAUUGAAGAUUUGAGUACAGAAAUUAUUGAACAAACUCAAUCGUUGAAUAAGGAGAAUUCAUCAAAAAGUAUGAAAUUGAGAGCACUCGUCUCACUCUUAACCGAGCUCAAAGAAAUGGGAGUGUCUUAUCUCAAGAAGGGAGUUGCAACAGAAACCACUAUGGACAAGGUUUUCCUGAUUCCAUCGGUCUCCCUUACUCUUUCUUUUGAUUCAAAGGAUGUGAAGGAUGAAUUCAAUAAGGCUGAUGAAUAUUUCUACAAGAAUAUUUUUAGUAUUCAAAACUUUAGAGUCGCCUAUGAAGGAGAGUUAGCAGAAGAUAUCAAGAGUCAAAAGACAAAGAUGAGAGGUUAUCCUGACAACUUGUUCUUCUUAACUCUCAAACAUAGAAGAUAUUUGAGUCAAAUUGAGGAUUGCCAAAAAUCUAACAAAUCACUCUAUUCUACUUUGGACCAUGUGAGACAAUCCAUUGAAUCCUCCAAUGGCCAGCAUGUAUUAAUUUCACAAGGUAGCUCAGAAAAAGCAGUUGCUACUCAAGCAGACUAUGUAUUCAAAUUGUACGAGUUGAUUUAUCAAAUUCAUUCUCUCUACACUGCUCUCUCAAAGCAUGACGAUCAAUAUAACAAACCUCUCAAGACCCUGAAUGAAGCCAAGCAAUUAAUUGAUCGGGCAAUGGAUACAGUAGCUUCUGUGAUGAACAGGACUAGGAUUUUCAGUUCCACAGAUUUGAAAGAGCUCUCAGAAAAUCUCACAACGUUGGACAAGGUCAAAACUGUUUUGAGUGCCUUCAUCGAGGAAACCUCCACUCUCCCCAAGUCACCCGAAUUGAAUCAUUUACUUUUGGAAUUUGAUUCUGUAAAAUCUGUGUUUGAGAUGGCCACUUGUAACGAGUCAUCACAACAACCAAGUCAAGACAUGUCUAUUGUGAAAGAGUUUGCCAACAAGUACAAACAUGCUGUCAAGUUCAUUCAAUUGAUCACUCAAGACUUAAUCAAGGCAAGCGCUGAGGAACAAGCCAAAUAUGAGGAAGUAGUCAAAACAGCCACAGAAGAGCACACAAAAGAAGAAGAUCAAGACGCCACCAAUUUCUCCCUAUCAUUCUUGAGCAAGAAUAAUUCCAUUGCCAGAUUGGAGGAGCAUAUUGAGAAGUGUUGUCAAGCCAUCACCAAUGGAAUGACCAAGAUUAACAAUGACCUCCAAGAGAUGAUUCACACGAUCACCACCUACAGUAAGCGAGAGGAUCGAAAUCCAUCCAUUGUCAAUAGCUUGAGUGAAAUACUCGGUAACCUUACUCCUCUGUUGCACCGUCUGGAUAUUAUUGUCGAUACGAUCAAAGUCCCAAUGGUUUAUUACCAUAAGAGCAUAUCCAAAUUGACAUUUAUUUUACUCAAUAUCUUUACUACUCUAUUCAAACAAGGUUUUUGUGGUAAAGAUGACGAAACUGAGGGUGAAGGACAAUCGGAUGGCGUAGAGUUUAGCUCUGGUACUGGUAUGGAUGAUGGAGAAGGUAUCAAUGAUGUGAGUGAUCAAAUUGAUAAUGAGGAUCAACUACUCAAUGAGAAAGACAAGAAACAGCAAGAUGGCAACAAGGACUUGGAACAGAAUGAAAACGCCAUUGAAAUGGAAGGUGACUUUGAAGCAGAAAAAGAUGAAAUGGAUGAACAAGAAGAGGAUGAUGAUGAAGACAACAAUAAUGAAGACGAUGAAAACAAAGAAAUGGGUGAGAUUGAUGAAGAUGAUCCCAAUAAAGAACAGCUCGAUGACAAGUUGUGGGAUGAGAAUGAAAAAGAUCGAGAUGAUAAGACUGAGGAAGGCAGUGACAAGUCUGAAAAACCUCAACAACAAGAUUCAGAGCUUAAAGCACAAGAAGAAGAAACAGACGAUCAAGGUCUUGAUACCAAACAAGACAAGCAAAAGAAAGAUGAUAAACCCAUGGAAUAUGAAGAUGAUGAAGAGGCAGUUGAGCAAGAAGAGUUUGAAGAUAACAUGGACGAUAAGUUUGGCGAUGAACUCAAAGAUGACCAUGAGCAAGAAGAUGGCGAAGAUGCUGACCAUCAAGAUAAGAAUGAUCAAAUGCAACUCGAUGAUUUAGAAAUCUCUGAAGAUGAACAGGAAAACAAUGAAGAACCUGAGGAUAACAAGGAGCAAGAUGGAGAAGGUGACGAUGACCAUGAUGAAAACCAACAGGAUGGAGAUGAAAUGGAUGAAGAUCUCAAAAAGAAGAAAGACGAGGAAAUUGAUGAACAAGUCGACACUGAAGAUAUUGCUCCUGAAGAUCAAAAUAUUUCUGGUCAAGAUGAAGAGGAUCAAGACGCCAUUGAUCCAACUCUUGAAUCUGAAAAUAAGAAAGAAAAAGACGAGGAAGGCGAAAAAGAUGAGGAAGGUGAAAAAGAGAAUGAGGAAGAAGACAAUGAAAAGGCUCACGCCGCCGAAGAAGAAGCAGAUAAUGCCGAUCUCAAAGAAACACCCUUCGGUGUCAAGCAAACCGCAGGUAAAGCUUCUGAAAUUCAAGAUGACUCUGCAGAAGAUAAACAAGAACGACAAGAAAAGAAAAACAACAAUGCAGAGGAAAGUGGUAAAGAUACCAACAAGAACGAAAUGGGAGAGAGCAUGGAUCAAGGUACUAAUGAUAAUGCUCAACAGGAGCCAGAAGCUGGUCAAAUGCAAAUGGAUCCAAACCCUCUCAGAAGUUUAGGAGAUGCAAUGAAAAAUUGGAAGAAGAAACUCAAUCUCGUCGAAAGAAACAAACAGGAGGAAAAGGAAAAGAAGAAGGAAGAUAGUGAAAAGAGUGAGGCCUUUGAAUUUGUAGAAGAGAAUGAUGCAGAUAAGGAUGAACAAGAGAAUCAAAUCUUGUCCAAUGCGACUGAUGAGCAAUCCAAGGCAUUCCCAGAAAUGGAAGAUGGUGAAGAGGAAGAUGAGGAUGAAGAGAUGACCGAUGAAAAGCAAAAAGAGGAGUUUGGAGAAGAAAAUAAGAAGAAGAAUGAGGAUGGCCAAGAUGCAGACUCUAAACCAAGCAUUUCAUCGAAAUUGGAUAAAAAGAUGCAUGAACAACAAGAUGAAGAUGAAGAAAUGGAAGACUUGGAUUUCAAUCCUCCAUCAAAGAAGGCAGAGUUUGUACAAACAAACUUUGAAAGUACCAUUCACACAAAACAAGAGACCAUGGAAGAGGAUAUUGACUUUGUAGAAGAAGAAAUGAAACCACUCACCAUGGAUGAUAUUAAGAGAAUGAGAGAAGAGCUUGAAACCUCUCUCAACGAUUGGAGAAAUAAUGAAGAUAAUGUCAAUAACUCAAAGGAGAUUUGGAAGAAAUUCGACAUGUUAACUUCCAGUCUCUCACAAGAAUUGUGUGAACAAUUGAGACUCAUUCUUGAACCAACACUUGCCACUAAACUCAAAGGAGACUACAAGACAGGUAAAAGAAUUAACAUGAAGAAGAUUAUUCCUUAUAUUGCCAGUCAAUUUAGAAAGGAUAAGAUUUGGCUUCGUAGAACUAAACCAAACAAGAGACAAUAUCAAAUUUUGCUUGCCAUUGAUGACUCCAAGUCCAUGGCUGACAAUCAUGCAGGUCAAAUGGCUUGUGAAGCGUUAACUUUAAUCUCUAGAGCUAUGGCUCAAUUAGAAGUCGGACAACUUGGUGUUGUUAGUUUUGGUGAAAAGAUGAAACUUCUUCAUCCAUUUGAAAAACCAUUUACCGAUGAAACUGGAGCUGAAAUUCUUUCUCAAUUUACAUUCAAACAAAACCAAACUCAAAUUGUAUCCUUCCUCUCAGAUACCAUUCAACUCAUGGAAAAUUACAAGUCUUUGGAAUUCUCUAACAACUCUGAACAAUAUCAACUUGCCUUUAUCAUUUCAGAUGGACGUAUGUUAGAAAGAGAUCGAAUUGUCAAGCUCGUACGAGAAGGACAAGAGAAGAAGAUUUUGUUUGUCUUUAUUCUUAUUGACAAUCCAAAUCCAAAAGAAUCCAUUCUCGAAGUGAAGAGUAUUAACUCGACCAAUGAUCCAAAACAACCUCUCACCUUCAGUUACUACAUUGAGAAAUUCCCAUUCCCUUACUACAUUAUUUUGAGAGAUAUUCAAACCCUUCCAGAAGUUCUUGCUGAUGCCUUACGACAAUACUUUGAAUUGAUUAAUUUAACAGCCGCAGAACAAGUGUAA
Molecule: messenger RNA, 16680 nt
Organism: Naegleria lovaniensis
Lineage: Eukaryota; Heterolobosea; Eutetramitea; Acrasida; Naegleriidae
Exons: 3
Coding region: 1-16680 (5559 amino acids)
Biological process (GO): ribosomal large subunit assembly; rRNA processing
Cellular component (GO): preribosome, large subunit precursor; nucleus
Molecular function (GO): ATP hydrolysis activity; ATP binding
Source: RefSeq, a predicted model, not a curated record